Molecule: messenger RNA, 775 nt
Organism: Pteropus alecto (black flying fox)
Lineage: Eukaryota; Metazoa; Chordata; Mammalia; Chiroptera; Pteropodidae
Gene: CCL8
Product: C-C motif chemokine ligand 8
Exons: 3
Coding region: 74-373 (99 amino acids)
Biological process (GO): immune response; lymphocyte chemotaxis; cellular response to interleukin-1
Cellular component (GO): extracellular region
Molecular function (GO): chemokine activity; CCR chemokine receptor binding
Source: RefSeq, a predicted model, not a curated record
CAGAGGGCAGAGAGGUUGAGGCCAAUUCAGAAACCUCCAACGCACACUGACACUUGCACCCUCACCCUCCACCAUGAAGGACUCCGCAGCACUUCUGUGUCUGUUGCUCAUAGCAGCCACCAUCAGCACCCAGGUGCUUGCUCAGCCAGAUUCCGUUUCCAUCCCAGUCACCUGCUGCUAUAAUAUGGUCAAUAAGAGGAUCCACAUCCAGAAGCUGAAGAGCUACACAAGAGUCACCAACAGCCAAUGUCCUCAGGAAGCUGUGAUUUUCAAGACCAAGCUGGACAAGGAGGUCUGCGCUGAUCCCAAGCAGAAAUGGGUCCAGGAUUCCAUGAAGCACCUCGACAAAAAGUCCCAAACUUUGAAACCUUGAACUUUUACAUAUGUACUAAGAGAUAGUCAGAGCCUGAGGAAAAUCUUAUUUAUUUUCUCUCAACCUUCCCCAAGUGCAGAAUGAUAUUAUUUUAUUAUAAUGUAUAAAAAGAAACACUUUGGUUAAUAAUUUAAGCAUAUUUCUUAAAUAAUAUUUAAUCGCAUUUAAGUUAUUGAUGUUUUGACUUUAUCUGCCAUAAAUCCUAAUGAAUAUAAAGUGCAAAAUCUGGUGACAUGUUUUCUUUUCUGUGAGUUUAAUUAAGUUCAUGGCAAGAUGUCACUGUUCUCCCUCCUACUUGCCUGUAGUAUUGUGAAGUCCUUCCAUGGAUCAUCAGAGUGAAACACUUCCAUAUUUUUAGGAAAUUAGUGCUUUUGUAAAUGUAUGCUCUCUAGUGUUGUUGAA